This is a messenger RNA of Drosophila takahashii, 414 nucleotides long. Its product is annotated as protein Turandot B1-like. The record is from RefSeq and is a predicted model, not a curated record. NCBI's taxonomy places the organism in Eukaryota, Metazoa, Arthropoda, Insecta, Diptera, Drosophilidae. Gene Ontology annotation, biological process: immune system process.
AUGAAUAUUAUAAUGUCCAUCAUGUGCUUUGCACUUCUUCUGAUUAGCCCGUUGUGUUCAGCGUAUACUGCCGAACAACGUCGAGCUGAUGGCCUUAGGGUUAAUCAGAUUAUCCAAACUUCUCGCGAUGACAAUACCAAAAUCAACGGGAUCCAGGAAUUACUUAACAUAUAUAGACGCAUGUCCCCCAGUUUAAGGCCUGAAGAAAGGGAGAGGAUCGACAGGUUUAUUAAACCGCAUACGGAGGAAAUAUUAAUCGAUGGAGUGCCAAGUCAAGGGGGUGUGAAAAGCAAGUAUGCCAGAAAGAUCCUGAGUCCAGUGGUAAAGAGUGUGGCUACAGGAUUCUUCGAACAGCUCGGGGCAAGUCUUGCAAGCCUUUUCGAGGGUUGGUUUUCAUCGAAAAAGGAAGAAUAA